Hypoxylon trugodes is the source of this 2756-nucleotide messenger RNA. RefSeq names its product glycoside hydrolase family 63 protein. Gene Ontology annotation, molecular function: Glc3Man9GlcNAc2 oligosaccharide glucosidase activity. The record is from RefSeq and is a predicted model, not a curated record. Gene Ontology annotation, biological process: oligosaccharide metabolic process; protein N-linked glycosylation. Bases 119 to 2590 code for a protein of 823 amino acids. Gene Ontology annotation, cellular component: endoplasmic reticulum membrane. The transcript has 3 exons. Lineage: Eukaryota; Fungi; Ascomycota; Sordariomycetes; Xylariales; Hypoxylaceae.
ACCGUGUUCACUUUCUUAAGCUGCGUAAGCUUUAUAGGGCUGCUCAAUUUAUUUAUUUCCACCUCAUCAUUGCGCCUUCUAUUGUCUGAGAAGGAAAAUAUACUGCUUCGAUGCCGUCAUGGCAUUAUUAAGCCAAUUGACAGCUUUGCUGUCUUUUCUUUUUCUUUCCUUAUUUGCUUUGCCGUCAUUCGGUGAAGCUCAGAACGAAGGUGUGCUCAAUGCUGAGAUCGGCCGCUUGAACAACCAAAGUCUACUAUGGGGUCCUUACCGCCCUAAUUUGUAUUUUGGUGUGAGGCCUAGAGUACCCAAGAGCUUAACAACCGGUCUUAUGUGGGCCAAAGUUGAUAACUAUGUUGAUGUUCAGAAUAGCUUCCGUUACACUUGCGAGCAGAAUGAGGGAAUGGCCGGUUAUGGAUGGGAUGAGUAUGAUACUCGAAAGGGUGGCGUCCAGCAUGUUCACGAUGCUGGAAACAAGAUUGACAUCACUACUGAGUUCGUCAAAAUCCCUGGUGGUGGUCAUGGUGGAAGUUGGGCCGCCCGCAUCAAAGGUGAACCUCGAGAGGAUGCUCCUUCAGACCUCAAGACCACUGUUCUAUUCUACCUAGCUUCCGAGGCCCUUGGCGAAACUAUUGAGGUCGUCAACGAUGGAGAUGACACCGGAUUCAGUGAUGACGUGGCCUUUAUCGGCUCGUCUGUGGUUCUAGGGGACUACAAGUUAGUCAUUACUAAGGGCAGAGGCGAACAUCCCAACAGCGGUCACCCUAUAUCGAGUACGAGAGACCUCGACAAGACGAUCGUACAAUCGAUAACUCUACCCGAAGAGCACUUAUGGCAGGCCAAGCAAUUGCUAUUCCAGCAGCUCAAGGCGGGCGUCGACGAAAUCAUUCAGGAGUAUGGAGCCGACAACGCGCCACCCCCGUGGCAAGUGUAUCAGCUUGGAAACAAGCCCGGCAUCGGUAACAUACACUUUGUCCAGAAGGUAUUCGAGGGAGCCUUCGAAUUCGAUAUUCUAUUUUCGAGUGGUUCAGCCAGCAAGGAAACUACUAGCGAGGAUCUAACUCGAGAGAUCAAGUCAACUACUGAAGCUUUUAACGAGCGAUUCACCGACGUUUUCGCGCCACAAGCCCCGUUUAAUAAGGAUAAAUAUGGCAAGUUUGGACGAAGCAUGCUUUCUAACCUUGCUGGAGGCAUUGGAUAUUUCUACGGAAAGCACGUCGUUGACCGGUCGUACGCACCCGAAUAUGACGAAGAAAACGAAGGGUUCUGGGAAGAGACCGCCGAAGCUCGCGCUCGCAGACAGGAGCAGCUUGAGGGACCAUACGAGUUGUUUUCGAGUAUUCCGUCCAGGCCAUUCUUCCCACGUGGAUUUCUAUGGGAUGAAGGCUUCCAUCUUCUUCCCAUUGUCGACUGGGAUAUCGAUCUGACUCUCGAAAUUGUGAAGAGUUGGUACAAUUUAAUGGAUGAAGAUGGCUGGAUUGCCCGAGAGCAGAUUCUCGGUGAAGAAGCCCGAAGCAAGGUACCGCCUGAAUUCCAGGUCCAGUACCCCCACUAUGCCAACCCGCCGACGCUGUACCUAGUCCUUGAGCAAUUCACGGAGAGAUUACAAAAGACGAAUGGAAGCCAGGUUGCGGGUAAAAAAGAACAUUUGUCGCAAGAUACCGUCCUUGGGAGCGCCCAUGCGGAUAACCCGGAACUAGGUAUAGAGUACCUUCGCAACUUAUAUCCUCUGUUGCGACGACAGUUCCUGUGGUUCAAGAAGACCCAAUUUGGUGAUAUCAAGGGGUAUGAUCGGGAGGCGUACUCGACAAAGGAAGGCUACCGAUGGCGAGGACGAUCCGUUCAGCACAUUCUGACAAGUGGUCUUGAUGACUACCCCCGUCCUCAACCACCGCAUCCUGGUGAGCUACAUGUCGACUUGAUAUCUUGGAUAGGCAUGAUGGCACGAGCAUUGGCGAAGAUCGCCGACUUCGUUGGUCUUCCAGGAGAUGUACAGGAGUACAACCAUGUCUUAGACGGCAUAACACAUAACCUAGUUGACCUUCACUGGUCCGAAUCCGCGGGCUGCUUCUGUGACGCUACCAUCGACGAAUUUGAGGAGCACUCUCUAGUGUGCCACAAGGGAUACAUCUCUCUAUUCCCAUUCCUCAUGGGCCUAUUACAGCCCGACGACCCCAAGCUUGGGAAGACUCUUGACCUCCUAGGAAACGAAGAGGAGCUCUUCAGUCCCCACGGUAUCAGGAGUUUAAGCCAGAAGUCUGAAUUCUAUGGUACAGAUGAGAACUACUGGAGAAGCCCCGUAUGGAUUAACAUCAACUACCUUGCCAUCGUGCAACUCCGAAACUACGUUCUUCAACCAGGUCCCUACUCUCACAAAGCCAAGGACCUAUACGUCAAACUACGCAAGAAUAUCGUCGAAACCGUAUACCAGAGCUGGGAAGAGACUGGCUUCGCAUGGGAGCAGUAUAACCCAGAAACCGGUAAGGGCCAGCGAACGCAACACUUCACAGGUUGGACCAGUCUGGUUGUCAAGAUCAUGGCAAUGGAUGAUUUGAGCUGGUGGACCGGUAGCCACGCGCGGGAUGAGCUAUGAAUAGUACUCACAGGUUUGAGGUGUAUAAAUGAGGUUGAGGGGUAAUUGGUGAAAAAGGGAUCACUAAGAUAGGUCCCCAUGGUAAUGUCCAGAUUACGUAGAUAACGCCAAAAUGAAUGAAAAUUGAUUCAUGAAUGACAAUAGAAACGAUGAUUUAUUUUGAAAU